GGCACGCACCGAGUCCCCAGCCAUGGCGUCCAUCGCGGCCUCCCCAGCAGUGUACCCCGAAGGCCUCAAGAAGCGCUCGCGCCUGGGCGAGUCGUUCGAGCUGUCGAGGAAGAAGCGCCAGCGCCGCGUGGGCGAGAACGGCGCCCAGGACGACGGCCCGGACGAGGCCGACGUGGCCAAGUACAGCCAGCGCCACGUCGAGUACUUUGAGCAGGUGAAGCAGGCCGAGAUCGCCCGGAUAAGGGCCGAGUACGAGCAGUUCAUCCUCAAGAAGGAGGCCGAGUUCCGCCACGAGACGCAGCAGCGCGCGGCCCAGCAGGCCGGCGAGGUGGCCCGCCUCCAGGGCGAGAACAAGCUGCUCAAGCGCGCCGUGAACAUCCAGAACGAGCAGAAUCAGGCCAUGGAGCAGGAGAACACGGCGCUCAAGCAGCUGGCCACGCAGGCCGCCGAGCACAUUCGGCGCCUCGAGCAGGCCAACUACACGCUGCGCGUGCACCUGCAGACCAGCACCAGCGCCGGCCUGGGCCACCAGCAGCAGCCGCCCGACGUGUACUAGGCUGGCCAGGCCUCUCUAUAGACAACCAGCCAGCCGGCCGGCCUCCCGUUCUACUACUAUUCAUUAUUCUAUGGGCUGGCGUCGGAGCGUCGGGAAGGCCAGAGCUACAAGGGACGCCAAGGCCAAGGCUCUCUCUCUCUUCUCCGCCGCCGACUGCGUAUCAUUCUGUGUAUCGACCGAUUCCCCUGGCGUUGGACGUCCUCAGCUCAGCUCAACUCCCGAGUUCCUGGACUUGGAGACAUGAGGAUCUACAGACGAGCGAGACGACGUCGAGGGCCGGUGGAAGGUUCUCGACGUCUGCUUCGCUGUCGUCUUGUGUCGUUGCUCCGUUGUUCUCGAGACACUCGGAACGAGCUAUGGCCCGGCCGCAGAGGAGAACAAGAAGG
This is a messenger RNA of Phytophthora sojae, 942 nucleotides long. RefSeq lists its product as hypothetical. NCBI's taxonomy places the organism in Eukaryota, Oomycota, Peronosporomycetes, Peronosporales, Peronosporaceae. The record is from RefSeq and is a predicted model, not a curated record. The transcript is spliced from 2 exons. The coding region runs from base 23 to 556 and encodes 177 amino acids.